This is a messenger RNA of Medicago truncatula (barrel medic), 2253 nucleotides long. RefSeq names its product auxin response factor 18. The transcript is spliced from 3 exons. Gene Ontology annotation, molecular function: DNA binding. Bases 61 to 1920 code for a protein of 619 amino acids. The record is from RefSeq and is a predicted model, not a curated record. NCBI's taxonomy places the organism in Eukaryota, Viridiplantae, Streptophyta, Magnoliopsida, Fabales, Fabaceae. Gene Ontology annotation, cellular component: nucleus. Gene Ontology annotation, biological process: regulation of DNA-templated transcription; response to hormone.
UGCAUUUUACAUACUUGGAAGUGAUGUGCAUAAUUUUAAAAUAUUUUACAGGAAUUGACAAUGAAAGAAAAGAGAAAAGGUUGCAGUCCAACUGAGAUGAAUAUGGAGUCAAAGAAGAAAUUGAAAAAUGUGAACAAGAGUGUGGACCCUCAGCUAUGGCAUGCCGUUGCAGGAGGAAUGGUUCAAAUGCCAGAAGUUAACUCACAGGUCUUCUACUUCCCUCAGGGUCACGCCGAGCAUGCUUGUGAGCCUGUGAAUUUCAGUUCUUACUCCAAAAUUCCGUCUUUCAUUCCAUGUAGAGUUGAAGCUAUAAGAUAUAUGGCUAAUCAUGAGACCGAUGAAGUGUAUGCAAAACUCAGACUUGUCCCUAUGAAUAUUAACCAGGUUAGUUUUGAUAAUGAUGGUGUUGCUGGCAUCAACGUGUCCGAAACAAAGGAUAAACAUCAAUCUUUUGCGAAAACCUUGACACAAUCUGAUGCAAACAAUGGUGGUGGCUUUUCUUGUCCUAGAUAUUGUGCAGAAACGCUUUUUCCUCGUUUGGACUAUUCAGCUAACCCUCCUCUUCAGGAUAUUUUUCCCAAGGAUGUUCAUGGCGAAAAGUGGCAUUUCAGGCACGUUUAUAGGGGCACGCCGAAGAGGCAUUUGUUGACAACUGGAUGGAGUCCUUUUGUCAGCGACAAGAAACUUGCGUCUGGGGAUUCGAUUGUGUUUUUGAGAUCUGAAAACGGCGAUCUUCAUGUUGGAAUUCGGAGGGCUAAAAGGCGAAAUAAUGUUGGAGUCGAUCCUUUGUCAGGGUGGAAAUCUGGUAGUGGAAUUGGAAUUUGUGCUGCACCACCUUACGGAGGAUUUCCAUCGUUUUCGGGAGAGGAAGAUAAUAAACUUCGAAGAAACGGUAAAGGUAAUGGAUUGCUAAUAAGUGAUGGAAUGAUGGGUAGGGGGAAGGUGAAAGCUCUAGAAGUUAUUGAAGCAGUAAGACUCGGUACUAAUAUGCAGCCGUUUGAUGUGGUUUAUUAUCCUCGGUCGGGUACUCCUGAGUUUUUUGUGAAAACUUCUUUAAUUGGAAUGGCACUUCAGAUUAGGUGGUGUCCUGGAAUGAGGUUCAAGAUGGCCAUUGAAACCGAGGACUCAUCAAGGAUAAGUUGGUUUAUCGGAACUGUUGCUUCUGUUCAGGCUGCUGAUCCGUCAUGGUCUGAUUCUAUGUGGAGACUUCUCGAGGUUACAUGGGAUGAACCUGAGUUACUUAAAAAUGUGAAAAGAGUGAAUCCGUGGCAAGUUGAAAUAGUAUCGAACAUGCCUUCGAUCCCUCUUUCGCCUUUCAUACCGCCAAGGAAGAAAUUGAGAUUGCCUCAACUCCCAGAUUUCCCAAUUGAUGGCCAAUUUCCAAUGCCAACUUUUCCAAACAACCUUCUAAGUCCUAAUAUUCCAAUUUUUUAUUUACCCGAAACUAGUCCUGCCGGCAUGCAGGGAGCCAGGCAUGGUCAUUUCGGUGUUACCUUACCAGAUUUUCAUAAUCUUCCAUUAGGUCUCUUUCAGCCUAGUUUCCAACAACCGUUUAAUAAUAUUGCGACAAUGCCGAUGACUGUCCCUAAUAACCCGGCAUUGCAAAAGCCGAACACCAGUGAGAACGUUUCAUGCUCGCAUUCGAUAUCAACUUCUGCACAAUCUUCAGAGAAACCGGAUCAUGCAAAGCCGCACCAACUUGUGCUUUUUGGCCAAACAAUACAAGUUGACGCUGGAAAUGAAAAUUCCGAGAAGAAAAUGUCUAAUCAUUUGUCUGAUCUUCAUCUACAAGGCCUGUCGUCAAGAUCAUCUGAUGCGAGGUUCGAGUGGAAUGCUGAGAACCAACACGAAGAAACAUUGGCAGGAGAAACAUUAGAGAUGAAACAUUCAGAGACUUCAUCAGAAAAGCUAGGAGGUUGACAAUUUUAAUGGAUUCCACUAGCGGCGCGACAACGGAGGAUCAGCAAGAAAAAAAAGAAAACCACCAGUUCAAUUGUAGAGCUGGAUGAUCAAAUUCCUCUAUUACCAUUUUGACACAUUACCCUUCCUAUAGCAAGAAUUUUGAAAUUUUUGCCCUUUUCUUUAGGAUUAAUUUUUUACUUUGUUGCAAAAUUUUGUUGGGAAUAGAUGUGAGGGAGAGAAGGAAUACUAGAGAGUAGAGACUAGAGAUCCAAUAUCUCUUUAAGAAAUUACUCCGAUUCUGUUUUAUCUUGUAUUAUGUGCAAUGUAAGGCUGAAAUUUUAUAUCAUGUCA